UGUUUCCGGGAGGUGGAUCGGCUGCUGGGUGAAGCGCAACAGCUACAUCCCACAAAACCAUUUUAGUGUCAAAACAGAUCAAAACAGGCUCUUCUAGAAAGAGGUGGUGUUGACGGGAAGUGAUGUCAGGUCAGAAGCGCCCCAGUGAUGCCGGCAGCUCUGCCACCCUCGGUGCUCCUCCAGAGAAGAAGAAGGGAGGUGAGGAUGGAGAGGGUAUGAGCACGGGAUCAGGAGGAAGCACCGCUGUGGAAACCGUCAUCAAACUGGGAGGAGGGGCCAACUUGGAAGAACAAGAUAUCAAAGCACUCCAGAUUAAAAACAGGAAGUUGGGAGAGGCUCUGGACCAAAGACAGGUGAUUGAGGAUGAACUGAGGGAGCGAGUUGAGACAUUGGAGACUCGACAGGCGACAGAUGAUGCAAGUUUGUUGAUUCUAAACCGAUACUGGAACCAGUUUGAUGAAAACGUGCGAUUAUUCAUACGUCGCUGUGACCAAUCAGGAAGUGAGCCUGUGGAAAGCCAACCUCCUGAGGGGCGGAGCUUAAAACCUGGAACCCCAGAACCAGAUGGAGACUCAAACCAGGAGCGAGCAAAAGACAGAGGCCAGCAGGGGGAGGGAGUUAGCUCUUUUCUGGCUAUACUGGCCAGCAGCACCAGUGAGGAGAUUGACGCAGAGCUGCAGGAGCGAGUGGAGUCCAGCUGCAAACAGGCCAGUCGCGUGGUGGAAAUCUAUGAGAAUCUGAAGAACAUGGUGGAUCAGCUAAAGAAGGAUCUGGAGUCUGGAACAGAUGGCGGUCUCUGGGACGUUGCCGUCCGCCUCAACACCCUCCUCACCAGUGUGAAUGAGCGUCUCUGCCAGCUGACCGAUGGCCUCCAGCAGAAACACAGUCACAUGACCAGCGAGUCUCGUUCACUGGGCCGGGCGGCUAAUCGUGCUGAUAACAGGAUCAGUGAACUGCAAGGGCUCAUUGAGGAGCUGCAGUGGGACAUGGAGAAGAUCAGACGCCGCGAGAAUCGGCUCAACACACACCUGGUGGAGGUGCUGGAAAGGGUGAACAGUAAAGGAUACAAGGUGUGUGGUGAAGCAAGCAGUGUAUGUGGAACCAUCACUAUCAACAAAAGAAAGUUUGAAGAGAUGAACAGCGAAUUGGAGGAAAACAGGGAGCUGGCCGAGAAUCGGCUCAGUGAACUCCAGAAACUCCAGCAGGACCUGCAGACAGUUUACCAGGAGAAUACUAACAUGAAGGUGGAGCUGUUGUCUAGAGCUGAAGAAGUGGCCAGAGACAGUGCAGAGUAUCGCUGUCUGCAGUCUCAGUUUUCUGUGCUCUACAAUGAAUCUCUGGUGCUGAAAUCUCAGCUGGACGAGACCAAAGCAAGACUCAACACGACCAGGACUGCACGUCUGCGCCAACUGGACCACAUGGAGAAUGAUGAGGUCUCCUUGCAGCGUAAGGUCCGCACUGAAGUCAUUCAGCUGGAAGACACAUUAGCACAAGUGCGCAAGGAGUACGAGAUGCUCAGGAUUGAAUUUGAACAGACAUUAGCUGCUAAUGAACAAGCAGGCCCCAUAAACCGAGAGAUGAGACAUUUGAUCAGUACACUGCAGACCCAUAACCAGCAGAUGAAGGGUGAGGUGGUCAAAUAUAAAAUCAGAUUGAGAGAGGCUCAGCAAGAGCUCAGCCAAGUAAGAACAAAGAAAGGCAAUGCUGCUGUCCAGUCUCAGUCCAGCACGGAGAUGGAUGUAAGAGAGACGGUCUCUCCACUUACCCCUGCCCCGACCACUGACGUUACUGUGAAGGCGGAGCCUGACAGCGGCUCUGCUACACCCAGCACCACUGGCGUAACGGUCAAGACUGAACCAGGUACAGAUGCAGAGACUGUGGUGAAAGAGGAGGAAAAGGAGAAAGAAAAAGAUAAAGAAAAAGAAAAGGAAAAGGACAAAGAGAAGGAGCAAAGAAGAGAGCGGGUGACGCGUGGCAGCACCGGAAGCUUAGGGGUGAAAGAAGAGAGAGACAAAGCUGGCGCCAGCAGCAGCCAAUCAGAAGACAUCGCAGUUGAACGCUGUGCUGUAAUUGGAGGGCCUAAACGCAAGGAGAUGGAGCAGCUGAAAAUAGUGCGGGUGGAGCUGAAGAAAGCUCAAGAGUCCCAGAGGGAGAUGAAGCUGUUGGACAUGUACCGCUCAGCACCGAAAGAACAGAGGGAUAAAGUGCAGCUGAUGGCAGCUGAGAAGAAGACUAAGUCAGAGGCCGAGGAGCUCCGUCAGCGGGUGCGAGAGCUGGAGGAGAGGGAGAGGAGAGAAGGAAAGAAGAUGGCAGAUGAAGAAGCUCUCAGAAAGAUCCGCUCUGUGGAGGAGCAGAUCGAUAUUCUCAAUAAGAAACUCUCUCUUGCCAAGCAGGUAGAGCUCUGAUUCACACAAAAAUGCUUGCUGAGUGAAAUGGACGUGACGGGCCAGGCGUUUGAAGACAUGCAGGAGCAGAACAUUCGUCUGAUGCAGCAGCUCAGAGAGAAGGAUGAUGCCAACUUCAAACUCAUGAGCGAGCGCAUCAAAUCCAACCAGAUCCACAAACUCCUCAAAGAGGAGAAAGAGGAGCUCGCUGACCAGCUGCUCACACUUAAAACACAGGUGGAUGCUCAGCUACAGGUGGUUCGGAAGCUGGAGGAGAAAGAGCGCCUCCUGCAGGGCACCAUCAGCGCAGCAGAGAGAGAGCUGGGGCUUCGCACGCAGGCAUUAGAGAUGAACAAACGCAAGGCGCAGGAGUCCGUGCUGCUGUCGGAGGAGGUGAGGACUCAGCUGGAGGGGGUGCAGCAGAGAUUGCGUUCAGUCAGAGAAGAGGUGAUUGAGAACAGCAUCUCACGAGAGAAGGAGUCUUUCAAUGCCAGACGUGCACAGGAGGACAUAUCCAAACUCCGCAGGAAGAUCGAGAAGGCCAAGAAACCGGCAGAGAACAUUCGAAAUGGAGAUGAGAUCCUGAAUGAAGAAAUAAACGAAUACAAGGCCCGAUUGACGUGUCCAUGCUGCAAUUCACGCGUAAAGGACGCAGUUCUGACAAAGUGCUUCCACGUAUUCUGUUUCGAGUGCGUGAAGACACGUUACGACACCCGUCAGAGAAAGUGCCCAAAGUGCAAUGCUGCAUUUGGUGCCAACGACUUCCACCGCAUAUACAUCGGUUGAAGCUUGUGAAUCACAGCACCUGCAUCUGUUUGGUCCAGUUUCUCAGCGUUGUUCUGCGGUUGGAGCGUGUCCGGUAUUGGGCGAGCAUCAAGUGUUUUACAUUCCAUUUGAUUCGCUCUUCAGAAAACAACCGACAUGUUGAUUAGACGUCCCAGCAUCGGUUUAGCAGAACUAACCUGGUCACAUUCCACAGGUCUGUCUUAGCC
This is a messenger RNA of Danio aesculapii, 3376 nucleotides long. RefSeq names its product ring finger protein 20, E3 ubiquitin protein ligase (gene rnf20). NCBI's taxonomy places the organism in Eukaryota, Metazoa, Chordata, Actinopteri, Cypriniformes, Danionidae. The record is from RefSeq and is a predicted model, not a curated record. Gene Ontology annotation, cellular component: nucleus; HULC complex. Gene Ontology annotation, molecular function: ubiquitin protein ligase activity; metal ion binding.